Colletotrichum acutatum is the source of this 1435-nucleotide messenger RNA. RefSeq lists its product as uncharacterized. The coding region runs from base 216 to 1025 and encodes 269 amino acids. The transcript has 2 exons. The record is from RefSeq and is a predicted model, not a curated record. NCBI's taxonomy places the organism in Eukaryota, Fungi, Ascomycota, Sordariomycetes, Glomerellales, Glomerellaceae.
CUAGUUCCCGUGCCACCCUGCAGCUCAUCUUCGAGACCACCUCCGACCGCAGCUCCCAUUCUACCCCAGGAAAAGAUGACAGUCAGCGCGACGCGAGGGACACUGUCGAUACUAACACCUCAACUCCCCGCCGCCCGCCUCGCCCUCGACCACCCUGGGAAUACAUUUCCCCUCGAAAGGAUCACGCGACCACGGAGGAACUGUAUCGUCUGACGAUGGCCGACGUCCCGACGUCCCCGCGCCCCGAGGCCGAACAGCCCGCCCAGGUGCCUUUGUCUUCGUCCUCCUCACAAGGCCAGAAGGCCGCCCUUGCCGGCUCACCACCCGACAACAAGCUUGGUACCGACACAACAACAGCCAUCAUCCCCACGUUGGAAGCAGAUGACGCAGCUGAGAACGAGGCCGUCGACGAGGCCCUUCUGCCCAAGCUCGAUCCCGCCGGUUUCUUCACCCUCGUCUCCAACUCCACCGCCAACACCACCCAUCACCCGACCGUCAAGUACAUCUUCCUAGACGACGACCCGGACACCCUCACAACCGCGCUCGCAGCGCAUCACUCCUCGAACCAAACCUCGACCCCCUCGGCCUCGACCUCCAAAUCCGGGCCCGGAAAGAACCCGAACCCGAACCCGAACCGAGCCGUCCUCCUCGAUGUGAUCCCAGGCGAAGACGGCCAGUGGAAGGUGUCCUCCGUCGCCAGUCUCAGUGCAGACUUUGCCGUGACCGAUGCCAGCAUAUCUCGACAGGAGGGCGAGAAGGAGGGCGGAUUGGUGCUCAAGAUUGAGGGCGUCGAAAGCGAGGGCGCCACGACGCUGGUAGACAAGGAGAAAGAUCGUGCAGAGAGCUUGCCGAGCUCAAAUAGCGGUGUGGUCAAGUCUGGGAGCGAGGAGUACGGGCCGCUUCUCGAGGAUUUCGAGCGCAAAAUGAGUGUGCUUCGGCGGGUUGUCAAGGCUGGUGAGGGUCGCGCUGAGAAGGCGCGUGAGACGAGGCCUUCCGAUGCUGAGGCUGAACCGGCCGAGGAGUGAUGCUGCCAUGUGUGCACCUAUCGAUCGAAUUUCGGCCAUUUACCAGCUACAUAACUGGGCCUCUGAUAUGGUCUACGGAGGAGUCCAGACUCGUAAUAUCAAGGUUAAAAGAAUGACAGAGGAUUGGCCUACUGUCAGCUCAGACCACGGCGACGGUGGUGGAGUAGCUGGACCUUUGUACGAUUCACGAAUCACGAAUCAUGAUGGGAACCCGGAGUAUAGAUGCCUUUCUCUACAAACUACCUUAGGAUGGCAGCAAAUAUGCUCUACUUUUGAGACUGAGCGACCUUGGCAGUCCAUAGCUUGGAAUAUGUCGUUUACAGGCGACCUGAAUACAAAACAUGUAUUUGAAAGUGAAUUAUAUUACACAUGUUCUUGCCCAAUUGAAAAUGAAAUCAGAGGCACCGUCA